AUGAAUAGCGUCCCUUUAGCCAAGACCCACCUUAUACUGCCACCAAUCCAUACCGCCACCAAUCCAUACCCCCACCACCCUAUACUGCAACCAAUCCAUACCACCACCAAUCUAUACUGCCACCUCUCUAUACCACCACCACCCUAUACUGCCACCAAUCCAUACAACCACCCUAUACUGCAACCAAUCCAUACCACCACCAAUCUAUACUGCCACCUCUCUAUACCACAACCACCCUAUACCACCACCACCCUAUACUGCCACCAAUCCAUACCACCACCACCCUAUACUGCAACCAAUCCAUACCACCACCAAUCUAUACUGCAACCUCUCUAUACCACAACCACCCUAUACUGCCACCACCCUAUACUGCCACCAAUCCAUACCACCAAUCUAUACUGCCACCAAUCCAUACCACCACCACCACCACCCUAUACUGCCACCAAUCCAUACCACCACCACCCUAUACUGCCACCAAUCCAUACCACCACCAAUCUAUACUGCCACCACUCUAUACCACCACCACUCUAUACUGCCACCACUCUAUACUGCAACCAAUCCAUACUGCCACCAAUCCAUACCACCACCACCACCACUCUAUACUGCAACCAAUCCAUACCACCACCAUAUACUCCCCCCACCCCACACCCCCACCCCCCUAUACUGCCACCAACCUAUACUGCCACCAAUCCAUACCACCACCAAUCUAUACUGCCACCACUCUAUACUGCAACCAAUCCAUACUGCCACCAUUCCAUACCACCACCACCACCACUCUAUACUGCCACCACUCCUUUCUGCCACCAAUCCAUACCACCACCACCACCACCACCACUCUAUACUGCAACCAAUCCAUACCACCACCACCACUCUAUACUGCCACCAAUCCAUACUACCACCACUCUAUACUUCAACCAAUCCAUACCACUGCCAAUCGAUACCGCCACCACUCCAUACUGCCACCAAUCCAUACCACCACCACUCUACACUGCCACCAAUCCAUACUUCCACCACUCUAUACUGCCACCAAUCCAUACUACCACCACCACUCUACCCUGCCACCAAUCCAUACUACCACCACCACUCUACACUGCCACCAAUCCAUACUUCCACCACUCUAUACUGCCACCAAUCCAUACUUCCACCACUCUAUACUGCCACCAAUCCAUACUACCACCACCACUCUAUACUGCCACCACUCCAUACCACCAAACUCUAUACUACUGUAAUAAUCCUCUGGAUCGCAGCUGUGACAGCUAG
Molecule: messenger RNA, 1260 nt
Organism: Nanorana parkeri
Lineage: Eukaryota; Metazoa; Chordata; Amphibia; Anura; Dicroglossidae
Product: extensin-like
Exons: 1
Coding region: 1-1260 (419 amino acids)
Biological process (GO): actin filament polymerization
Cellular component (GO): actin filament; cytoplasm
Molecular function (GO): microtubule binding; actin binding
Source: RefSeq, a predicted model, not a curated record